Nomascus leucogenys (northern white-cheeked gibbon) is the source of this 3528-nucleotide messenger RNA. It is a transcript of the gene HPN, whose product is annotated as hepsin. Gene Ontology annotation, molecular function: serine-type exopeptidase activity; serine-type endopeptidase activity. Gene Ontology annotation, biological process: regulation of cell shape; proteolysis; negative regulation of epithelial to mesenchymal transition. NCBI's taxonomy places the organism in Eukaryota, Metazoa, Chordata, Mammalia, Primates, Hylobatidae. The transcript is spliced from 11 exons. Bases 1812 to 3242 code for a protein of 476 amino acids. The record is from RefSeq and is a predicted model, not a curated record. Gene Ontology annotation, cellular component: membrane.
GGUGUGCGGUGUGCCCAGCAGAGUGGGUCUCUGGAGAGGUGGGCGCUGGGGAGGAGAGGGAAGGAGAGACGGGUAUGGAUGGAAAGGGAGAGGAAGCCAGGCUAAACCAGCGUGUCCCAAUGGGGGGCCCUGGGCUGAGUGGAGGAAAUGGGUGCGGUGGAGGUGGGUUUGGCUGGGCACAGCCGGCACGUGGGGUAAGCGGGUGGGGCCGGUUGUGCGGGAGGCCUAUCUGGGGCAAGCAGCCGAGGCCGACUGUGUCAGGCGUGUGGUUGAGCACGGGCAGGUGUCUGGCGGUGACCCUGCACGUCUGGUGUUUACCUGGCCCUGGGUCUGACGUGGACCGCGCCUGGCUGCUGGCGGGACAGUGUGUUAUCUGCCUGCGGACGCUUCCGGCCACUUGGCCUGGGCCUCUGCCCUUAGCGCUGUGUUUUCCGGGCCAAGCCCCCCAUCCCCCCUAUCUAGUGCUAGGACUUUCUGGCUCCAGAGGUCACCGCGGCCGGGCAGAGGCUGCCAAAGCAAACCAGCCCCGUGACUUGUAGGAAGCCAGCGGGGGAGGGGCUGGGGCAGGAUGAGCAGGGCAGGCGGGAGAGGCUGGGGCUGGGGUUGGGACCCAGGAAUUGGGCAGGGAAUUAGCAGAGGUGCAGCAAGUGGCGGGCACAGCCAGGACCUGGGGCUGGAGGAUGCAGAAAGGGCGGGGGGAAGGGGUCGCUGGGCGAGGGUGGAGUGGGCUUAGGGCAACUGGGGCCCUCCAUCUGAUCUCUUCUGGUCAGACCCCCACCCUUCAGCCUGCACUUUCUCCCUAAACCCCCAUCCUCCAGCCAGGCCUGUCCCUGUUCCCACAUCCCUGCAGACAGGCACACCUGGGUCCCCCUGGAGGUCCAAGACGAGCCCCGUAGCUGGGCCCGCCUGGUCCAGCCCCCGCAAGCCCGGCCCCAUCAGCCAGGUGGCCUCCAGCGCUGCCAAUCGAAUGGUCCGGCCCCUCCCCGCCCCUUCGCCCGCCCCUCGCCCAGCCCCCUCCUCCUCAGGUGAGGCAGCCUGGCCUAGCAGGCCCCACGCCACCGCCUCUGCCUCCAGGCCGCCUGCUGCUGCGGGGCCACCAUGCUCCUGCCCAGGCCUGGAGACUGACCCGACCCCAGCACCACCUCGAGGCUCCGCCCCCACCUGCUGGACCCCAGGGUAAGGACAGGGGGCCCCAGACUCACGGUUCCAGCCCUGAGGACAGGGGUUCCCUCAUCCCUCCACGCAGCCUAAUGCCCACCUCCUAAUAGAGGGGUUCCUGGGGACCUGAAGAGGGGGCACUGUGACGUCCCCCCAAGUACCUAGGUGUUCAGGCCUGCUCUUCCUUCAGACUCAGCGGUUGGGCCCCAGGCCUUUCCUCCCCAGACCCAGGAGUUCCAGCCCUCAGGCCCCUCCUCUCUCAUACUAAGGAGUCUUGGCCCCCAGAUUCCUCCUUUGCCAAGACUUAUGAUUUCAGGUCCUCAGCUGUCUCCUCCCUCAAACCCGGAUCCUCAGUCCCCUGCUCCACCUGGCUCAGGCAUGGGGGUCCCCAUCCCUGCAAAUCCAAAUCCAGGCUUCCCCCCACUGCUGGUCAGACACUGACCCCAUCCUUGAACCCAGCCCAAUCUGCGUCCGUGAUCACGGCGUGCUCUGGCCAAGGCCCAGUCCCUACAGCCUGCCUGGAUGGACGCCUGGGACUGGGGGCGCCAGGACUGGGCUGGGCUCCCCCAGGCCCUGCCUCCCCGUCCAUCUCCUCACAGGUCCCACCCUGGCCCAGGAGGUCAGCCAGGGAAUCAUUAACAAGAGGCGGUGACAUGGCGCAGAAGGAGGGUGGCCGGACUGUGCCAUGCUGCUCCAGACCCAAGGUGGCAGCUCUCACUGCGGGGACCCUGCUACUUCUGACAGCCAUCGGGGCGGCAUCCUGGGCCAUUGUGGCUGUUCUCCUCAGGAGUGACCAGGAGCCGCUGUACCCAGUGCAGGUCAGCUCUGCGGACGCUCGGCUCAUGGUCUUUGACAAGACAGAAGGGACGUGGCGGCUGCUGUGCUCCUCGCGCUCCAAUGCCAGGGUAGCCGGACUCAGCUGCGAGGAGAUGGGCUUCCUCAGGGCACUGACCCACUCCGAGCUGGAUGUGCGAACGGCGGGCGCCAACGGCACGUCAGGCUUCUUCUGUGUGGACGAGGGGAGGCUGCCCCACACCCAGAGGCUGCUGGAGGUCAUCUCCGUGUGUGAUUGCCCCAGAGGCCGUUUCUUGGCCACCAUCUGCCAAGGUGAGACCCUAAAACUCAGAACCCUCUCCUUUAGGCCCUUGGGGAGGCCACGUCCCCUCAAGCUCCCCAGGAUGGGGCCGUGUACUUUCAGACCCCCUAGGGCAGGGCCAAGCCUGGGCUCUGGGGACCUGGGCUUCAGUCCUCUGUCGCCGCCCCCGGCUGACCCCUGUCCCACAGACUGUGGCCGCAGGAAGCUGCCCGUGGACCGCAUCGUGGGAGGCCGGGACACCAGCUUGGGCCGGUGGCCGUGGCAAGUCAGCCUUCGCUAUGACGGAGCACACCUCUGUGGGGGGUCCCUGCUCUCCGGGGACUGGGUGCUGACAGCCGCCCACUGCUUCCCCGAGCGGAACCGGGUCCUGUCCCGAUGGCGAGUGUUUGCCGGUGCCGUGGCCCAGGCCUCUCCCCACGGCCUGCAGCUGGGGGUGCAGGCUGUGGUCUACCACGGGGGCUAUCUUCCCUUUCGGGACCCCAACAGCGAGGAGAACAGCAACGAUAUUGCCCUGGUCCACCUCUCCAGUCCCCUGCCCCUCACAGAAUACAUCCAGCCUGUGUGCCUCCCAGCUGCCGGCCAGGCCCUGGUGGAUGGCAAGAUCUGUACCGUGACGGGCUGGGGCAACACACAGUACUAUGGCCAACAGGCCGGGGUACUCCAGGAGGCUCGAGUCCCCAUAAUCAGCAAUGAUGUCUGCAAUGGCGCUGACUUCUAUGGAAACCAGAUCAAGCCCAAGAUGUUCUGUGCCGGCUACCCCGAGGGUGGCAUUGAUGCCUGCCAGGGCGACAGCGGUGGUCCCUUUGUGUGUGAGGACAGCAUCUCUCGGACGCCACGUUGGCGGCUGUGUGGCAUUGUGAGCUGGGGCACUGGCUGUGCCCUGGCCCAGAAGCCAGGCGUCUACACCAAAGUCAGUGACUUCCGGGAGUGGAUCUUCCAGGCCAUAAAGACUCACUCCGAAGCCAGCGGCAUGGUGACCCAGCUCUGACCGAUGGCUUCUCGCUGCGCAGCCUCCAGGGCCCGAGGUGAUCUCGGUGGUGGGAUCCACGCCGGGCCUAGGAUGGGACGUUUUUCUUCUUGGGCCUGGUCCACAGGUCCAAGGACACCCUCCCUCCAGGGUCCUCUCUUCCACAGUGGCGGGCCCACUCAGCCCCGAGACCACCCAACCUCACCCUCCUGACCCCCAUGUAAAUAUUGUUCUGCUGUCUGGGACUCCUGUCUAGGUGCCCCUGAUGACAGGAUGCUCUUUAAAUAAUAAAGAUGGUUUUGAUUAA